Carassius auratus (goldfish) is the source of this 14528-nucleotide messenger RNA. It is a transcript of the gene cacna1ab, whose product is annotated as calcium channel, voltage-dependent, P/Q type, alpha 1A subunit, b. NCBI's taxonomy places the organism in Eukaryota, Metazoa, Chordata, Actinopteri, Cypriniformes, Cyprinidae. The transcript has 53 exons. Gene Ontology annotation, molecular function: calcium ion binding; high voltage-gated calcium channel activity. The record is from RefSeq and is a predicted model, not a curated record. The coding region runs from base 319 to 7935 and encodes 2538 amino acids. Gene Ontology annotation, cellular component: voltage-gated calcium channel complex; neuronal cell body; membrane. Gene Ontology annotation, biological process: calcium ion import across plasma membrane; chemical synaptic transmission.
CCUCGUACACAAGUGGAAGCGGGUCUCGCGCCGCGUAUAGUGAGUCGUUUCUCGAGAGCCUUGGUUGUCAUAUCUGACGAGAAUUAAAAGAUUGCACUGAGAAAACAUACAUAAUUAUCUGUUUUGCUCAACAAAAAUACUUGGGACAGAAUGUUCCGCGCUUGAAGAUGGAUAUGACCUUCUGCUCUGAGAAAACGGACCUCGGACCAUUCAGUUUGUGGAGUUUUUUUGGUAGUUUUCUCAGUUAUAAACUACAGGUGAUCCGGACGCGUUCAGAUUCCAGGAUCUUCUCAGAAAAAACACAAACCUCUCUGAGUCAUGCUGUCUCCCAUGUAUGCAGACAGCUCAGUCAUCAUGGAGAGAGCGCCGCCCUUGCGGAAAGGAGGGAGAGUGCAACCUCAGGGCCACAGACUGCGCUCUCAUCCUCCCACCAGCGGAAGCAGUGUUUGUGCCAACCCCACCUACUUUCAUACUGUGUAUGACAUGAAUGAUGAAGCAAGCCCAGUUGACUCGUUUGACUAUAGCAAAACCAAUGGAGGGGAAACCGUAGUGACGGAUGGGACGCUUUACUCUUUGAUGCCCAGUGACUCUCUGGUUCCUCCUAUCAGACGGAGAGGAGGCCUAGUUGACCACCGUGAUGUCAUCAAGGCACACCAAUCCCAUAAACUGCAGAGCACUCCACAGGCACAACGGAAACAAUGGGAAAUGGCUCGGUUCGGAGACGAAGUGCCGGCCAGGUAUGGUGGCGGGGGCCCCGGUCAGGGGGGACCCGGCCGCGGCGGGAGCAGGCAGGGCGGCCCGCCAGGGGCCCAAAGGAUGUACAAGCAAUCGAUGGCCCAGAGAGCCCGGACCAUGGCCAUCUACAACCCGAUCCCGGUCCGACAGAACUGCCUGACGGUCAACCGCUCUCUGUUUCUCUUCAGUGAAGACAACAUAAUUAGAAAAUUCGCCAAAAAGAUCACUGAAUGGCCUCCGUUUGAGUGGAUGAUUUUGACCACCAUCAUUGCCAACUGCAUCGUACUGGCUCUAGAACAACACUUACCAGAUGGAGACAAAACUCCACUGUCAGAACGACUGGAAGAAACAGAGCCCUAUUUCAUUGCAAUUUUCUGUUUUGAGUCGGGCAUUAAGAUUCUUGCACUGGGAUUUGCCUUCCACAAGGGCUCCUACCUGAGAAACGGCUGGAAUGUGAUGGACUUUGUAGUGGUGCUCACUGGUAUCCUGUCCUCUGUGGGGUCAGAAUUAGACCUGCGGACAUUGCGAGCAGUGAGAGUGUUGCGGCCGCUAAAAUUGGUGUCAGGAAUUCCAAGCCUGCAGGUGGUGCUAAAGUCUAUUAUGAAGGCUAUGAUUCCACUGCUGCAAAUCGGCGUGCUCUUAUUUGUGGCCAUCCUCAUGUUUGCCAUCAUUGGUCUGGAGUUCUACAUGGGCAAAUUCCACCGCACCUGUUUCGACAAUGUCACAGGUGAGCUUGACGUAAAGACGAACGAAAAACACUUGACCUUUAAAAUUGUAUACCUUUUACCAAAUCCUGUGCAUUUACAUAACCCAGGCGAGAUGUUUGACGAACAGCCCUGUGGUGAGCAAUAUCCCGCUCGAGUGUGUGAGAAAGGGUCGGUGUGUGCGGAAGACUGGCUUGGGCCAAACUAUGGCAUCACACAGUUCGACAACGUCCUUUUUGCCGUGCUCACUGUUUUCCAGUGCAUCACCAUGGAGGGUUGGACUGACAUGCUUUAUUAUAGCAAUGAUGCCUUAGGGAGUGCCUGGAACUGGAUGUACUAUGUUCCCCUCAUCAUCAUCGGAUCCUUCUUCAUGCUAAAUCUGGUGUUGGGUGUCCUCUCAGGUGAGUUUGCCAAAGAAAGAGAGCGUGUGGAGAACAGGAGCGAGUUCCUCAAGCUCAAACGUCAGCAGCAGAUUGAGAGAGAGCUCAACGGAUAUCUGGAGUGGAUCUGCAAAGCAGAGGAAGUCAUACUCACUGAGGAUGAUGAUGGCACUGGAUCUCGUCGUAGGCCCACCAUAAAGAAAAACAAAUCUGACCUGUUAAAUCCAGAAGAGGGGGAGGACCACAUGGGAGACGCAGUUGGCUCACCUUUUGCUCGUGGGAGCAUAAAGAGCGGAAUGGGCGAUGGGACUGGAUUUAGCAAGAAAGAGCGACGUCUGCGCUUCUUCAUUCGAAAGAUUGUAAAGACUAAGGCGUUCUACUGGACUGUCCUCAGCCUGGUGGGACUCAACACACUGUGUGUGGCUGUAGUUCACUAUGAUCAGCCCGAGCUACUGUCGGACUUCCUCUAUUAUGCUGAGUUCAUUUUCCUAGGCCUCUUUAUGUCAGAGAUGCUGAUUAAGAUGUACGGACUGGGGACGCGCCCUUAUUUCCACUCCUCAUUCAACUGUUUCGACUGUGCAGUCAUCGUUGGCAGCAUAUUUGAGGUGUUCUGGGCCAUGGUGAAGCCGGGGGCGUCCUUUGGAAUCAGUGUGUUGCGAGCUCUUCGACUGCUUAGGAUCUUCAAAGUCACCAAAUACUGGGCAUCUUUGCGUAAUCUAGUAGUGUCUCUUCUAAACUCCAUGAAGUCCAUCAUCAGUUUACUUUUCCUUCUCUUCCUCUUCAUCGUGGUCUUUGCUCUUCUCGGGAUGCAGCUGUUCGGUGGACAGUUUAACUUUGAGCUAGGCACUCCUCCAACAAACUUUGAUACUUUCCCUGGUGCCAUAAUGACAGUGUUUCAGAUUCUAACUGGAGAGGACUGGAACGUAGUGAUGUAUGACGGCAUUAAGUCUCAGGGAGGGGUGGACAAAGGAAUGGUCUUCUCCAUAUUCUUCAUUGUCCUUACACUCUUUGGCAACUACACACUACUGAAUGUAUUCUUGGCUAUCGCUGUGGACAACCUGGCCAAUGCUCAGGAACUAACUAAGGAUGAACAGGAGGAAGAGGAGGCCACAACACAAAAGAUUGCUCUCCAGAAAGCAAAAGAAGUGGCAGAAGUGAGCCCACUGUCUGCUGCCAACCUAUCUAUUGCUGCAGUUACAGUAAAAUCUGAACAUAUCGAUGCCACAGACAGUUUACUGGACUGUAAAGAGCAGCAGAAGAACUCGAAGGUUUCUAAGUCAGUGUGGGAGCAGCGCACGAGUGAGAUCCGCAGACAGAACCUGAUGACCAGCAGAGAGGCGCUUUACAAUGAACUUGAUGCAGAAGAUCACUGGAAGAUGAACUACCACAACCGUCCUGACAUGAAGACCCACUUGGACCGCCCACUAGUAGUUAAUCCUCAGGAGAACCGCAACAACAACACCAACAAGCCCCGACCGGGUGAACCAAACCCCCAGGAGCUAAACCAGCAGCAGGGAGAAGAAUACCUGCAGCACCAGUCCCGAUACCACCACCAUCACAGUCAUCAUCAUCACCACCACCACUCCAGCCGCCAGUCCCUACACCACCCAGAGCUGGGGGAGGCAGGCUGCGAUUGUGCCCAGAGGGGAGGCGAGGAUGUGGGGGGUGCAGGGGAGCACAGACGACCCCGACACCACCAGCACAGAAGAAAGGAUGAGGAUGGAGGAAGAAGACACAGAGAGCACCACAGCAGAGGGGAGACUGGAGGAGAAGGGGAGGAGGGCCAAGAGAAGAGGCAGAGGAGGCAUCGCCAUGGAAACCAUGGGGAUGGAGAUGGAAGGAGGGAUAGAGAACGGAGUCGACAGCAUAGAGCUAGAAAAGAGGGAAGUUUAUCAACAGCUCGCCCAAUUCAGCCAGGUCUUCCUCAUGCAGAGAGCCAGUACAGCGAGGAUCUGGACAACCUGCGAAAUAGCAGCAAGAUGGCCAGCCACGAUGCUGACCCCGACUUUUAUGACCCCUACUAUGACCCAGAGCAGGCCAAUAACCUGCUGAACCUGCGUGGACCGGAUUUCCAUGACAGCAGUCUCAUUCUGACUGACUGCACCAAAACCCCCCACAGACUUGACCAUACUGCCAUAGAUAUGCCCCCGAUUUACCCCUCGUUCAACGCCAAACUGCAAGUGAACAAGAAUGCCAACACAGAGCCAGCUAAAGAAGGAGAGAAGAAAGAGGAGGAGGAAGACAAUGGUGGUGAUGAAGAUGGCCCCAAACCCAUUCCUCCGUUCAGUUCCUGUUUCAUUCUAUCCACAACCAACCCCUUUCGAAGAUGUUGUCAUUACAUCCUGACGCUACGUUAUUUCGAGAUGUGUAUUCUGUCAGUCAUCGCUAUGAGCAGCAUUGCUUUAGCUGCUGAGGAUCCGGUGUGGCCGGAAUCACCUCGAAACAACGUAUUGCGUUACUUUGACUAUGUCUUCACUGGCGUGUUCACCUUUGAGAUGCUCAUCAAGAUGGUGGUAUUGGGCUUGGUUUUGCAUGAAGGCUCAUAUUUUCGUGACUUGUGGAACUUUCUGGACUUUGUAGUGGUUAGUGGUGCCCUGGUAGCCUUUGCCUUCACGAGCCUCUCUGGAGGGAGCAGUAAGGGGAAAGACAUCAGUGUCAUCAAGUCUCUGAGGGUCCUAAGGGUGCUACGUCCACUCAAGACCAUCAAACGUCUUCCCAAACUAAAAGCGGUGUUUGACUGUGUAGUGAACUCUCUGAAGAACGUGUUGAACAUCCUCAUUGUCUACAUGCUGUUCAUGUUCAUCUUCGCUGUGGUGGCCGUGCAGCUUUUUAAGGGACGAUUCUUCUACUGCACCGACGAAUCCAAAGAGUUUGCCCAUGACUGCAGGGGUGAAUAUUUGGUGUACGAGCGCGAAAACGAGGUGAAAUCGCAGAAGCGGGAGUGGAAGAAGUACGAUUUCCACUAUGACAACGUGCUUUGGGCCCUGCUUACUCUCUUUACUGUGUCCACCGGAGAGGGAUGGCCACAGGUGUUGAAGCACUCGGUGGACUCCACUUAUGAGGACCAGGGCCCGAGCCCGGGGUACCGGAUGGAAAUGUCUAUCUUUUACGUGGUGUACUUCGUUGUCUUCCCCUUCUUCUUCGUAAACAUCUUUGUAGCUCUCAUCAUCAUCACUUUCCAGGAGCAAGGAGACAAGAUGAUGGAGGACUACAGCCUCGAAAAGAAUGAGAGAGCCUGUAUUGAUUUCGCUAUAAAUGCCAAACCUCUAACACGCCACAUGCCUAAGAACAAGCAAAGCUUUCAGUACCGAAUGUGGCAAUUUGUAGUGUCACCUCCGUUUGAGUACAGUAUCAUGGCUCUCAUUGCGCUCAACACCAUUGUCCUUAUGAUGAAGUAUCAUAAGGCACCUUCUAUGUAUGAUGAAGUCCUGAAGAACCUGAAUAUAGUGUUCACCACACUCUUCUUCAUGGAGUGCGUCCUGAAAAUCAUUGCCUUUGGUCCCAGAAAUUAUGUCCGAGAUGCUUGGAAUAUUUUUGAUUUUGUGUCUGUUGUCGGCAGCAUCACUGAUAUUUUGGUGACAGAGCUAUGGAAUCCGAAUAACUUCAUAAACCUGAGUUUUCUGAGACUCUUCCGAGCAGCACGUCUCAUUAAACUUUUGAGGCAGGGCGAGACCAUUCGCAUUCUGCUUUGGACCUUCGUUCAGUCAUUUAAGGCUCUGCCGUAUGUGUGCCUGCUCAUUGCAAUUCUGUUCUUCAUCUAUGCCAUCAUUGGCAUGCAGUUGUUUGGGAACUUGCGGCUGGAUGCAGAGGAAGGUAGUGCAAUCAAUGAACACAAUAACUUCAGAACCUUCAUCAUGGCCCUGAUGCUCCUCUUCAGGAGUGCCACAGGCGAGGCAUGGCAUGAGAUCAUGCUGGCAUGUCUCGGAGGAAUGGAGUGUGAUGAAAGCUCUGGGAACGAGGGCGCAGAGUGCGGCAGCAACUUUGCUUAUGCCUACUUUGUCUCUUUCAUCUUCCUCUGUUCUUUCCUGAUGCUGAAUCUCUUUGUCGCCGUCAUCAUGGAUAACUUUGAGUACCUGACCAGGGACUCCUCCAUUCUGGGUCCACAUCAUUUGGAUGAGUAUGUCAGGAUUUGGGCAGAGUAUGAUCCAGCAGCCUGCGGCAGGAUCAGUUACAGUGAUAUGUAUGAGAUGCUCAGGCACAUGUGUCCUCCGCUAGGCCUGGGGAAGAGGUGCCCAGCUCGGGUCGCCUACAAGAGACUGCUACGCAUGGACCUACCUGUUGCAGAUGACAACACGGUGCAUUUCAACUCCACUUUGAUGGCUUUGAUACGCACAGCUCUGGACAUCAAAAUCGCUAAGGGAGGCGCAGACAAACACCAGAUGGAUGCCGAGCUCCGUAAGGAAAUGAUGGCGAUUUGGCCAAAUCUCUCCCAGAAGAACCUGGAUCUGCUGGUAACACCACACAAGUCAGCAACAGACCUGACAGUGGGCAAGAUCUACGCCGCCAUGAUGAUCAUGGAGUACUACCGGCAGAGCAAGGCCAAAAAGCUGCAGGUGCUUCGUGACGAGCAGAACCGAACGCCAUUAAUGUUUCAGCGCAUGGAGCCAUCCCCGAACCAGGAAGGGGGACAGGGGGUGAACGGUUUCCCCGAGUUGCCACAGGAACCUGUCAACAGCCUGCCUCCGGAGGGUGGAAUGAGUGAGAGCCAGUCGUGGGUGACAUCACGAGCCCAGGAAAUGUUCCAGAAGUCUGUUCCAGAAAACUGGAACCCUGACAGACCGUGUCCUAAUGACCACCACGACAGCCGUCACAAUCCACAGACGGUAGAAAUGAGAGAGAUUGGGCCUGUUGGGGACGGUUACUCGGACACUGAGCCCUAUCACCCAAUGGAAGGGCAUGGGCGGACCAUCUCCAUGCCACGCCUCUCAGCAGACAACCAAAGUGUGCGUUCUGCUGCGCGACGGAGACACAGGCCGCGAGGAAGUAACCUCAGUACCAUCACAGACACAAGUCCAAUGCGCCGUUCUACAUCUUCACUGGUUCACGGACGUUCAGGACGAGGUGUGCGACUGGACGAUUACUCUCUGGAACGGGUGGUGUCAGAAGAGGGUCACCGACACGGUCCACGAAGAAGAGAACGGGAUCGAGACCGGGAGAGAGACCGCAGUCACCGCACCUCAGAGAGAUCUCUUGCUCGCUAUACAGAUGCAGACACAGGUCUGGGCACAGAUCUCAGCACCACUACACAAUCAGGUGACCUUCCGACUAAAGAGAGAGAACGAGAAAGGGGUCGAGCAAAAGACCGUCGCCACCACCACCACCAUCAUCAUCAUCACCACCACAGUAGCUCGGUGGAUAAAGAGCAGUACGGUCAUGAGCGCGACUACCACCGUCAUCCUCACGACAGAACUGAUCGCCACUGGUCCCGCUCACCGAGUGAGGGGAGAGGGCAUAGACAGGGCAGUAGUUCUGUGAGCGGAAGCCCCGUUCCCUCGACGUCGGGGACCAGCACCCCCCGACGUGGUCGCCGGCAGUUGCCCCAGACACCGUCUACACCACGCCCUCAUGUCACCUACUCCCCUGCGGUCCGCAAGCCUCCAUACGGCUCCCCGGGCCAGGGUCGACUCCGUUCCCCUUCCCCGCGACACUUCUCUCCACCGGGUCACGAACCGCCCUACCAUCAUCCACCCUCCCGCCAUGCCUCGCCCCAUCACGGCUCACCCCGGCACGCCUCCCCGCGCUCUCCCAGGCAUGCAUCUCCCAGGUCCCCACGUCAUGGCCGCUGGGGCCCAUUGCCUGACAGCCUGGAGGGCGACGGACCUUUCUAUGAACGGGACUAUGAAUAUGAGCGGCACCAUGAGCCGCCUGCCUAUGAGCAGAGUCUAACACAGGGAAACCCCCACCCUCAUCCACUCCCGCAUCCCAGAUCACCAAGAACUGCUCGUCAAGGGCCUCCCCUGCACCCACGUCGUAUGCCUAAUGGCUACCGUUCCUCCUCGCCCUCCCCGCACCGGCGCGACCCCCACCCAGGCCCACACCGGCCGCCCCAUGGCCGUGGGCCCCGGAAGGGGUUGCACGAACAGUAUAGCGAGACGGACGAGGAUGAUUGGUGUUAGUGUGCAGGGUGACCAGGAGGGGGCACCAUUCAAUUUAUACCAAGAUGUUUAUGCACUGCAGCAGGGAGAGAGGGGGUGGAAGGGGAAACGCAAACAGGGCGAAUGCCCCAUUGUGAGACUCUGAGCCUUGGAGCAGCACAUACAGCUCCCCUACUCCCUCUCUCUCUAAAGCUUUCUCCUGCUCUCUGGACUACGUUUCCCAUGCUGCUAAGCACGCAAGGGAAUGGGAGCGUAUGAGCGAGAAUUGGGGUGGUUGCGUUUAGAUGGACUGAACUUUUAAAGAUCAGAGUCGUUGUGUUUAAAUGCUCCACUUCAAACUAAGAAAGACCGAAUGCUUCUUGCCCGAUGGAAAAAAUGAGAAGCAACAUUCUCUUUCAAUCAAAACAAAAACAAAAAAGAAGAAAAAAAAAAGAAUUGUGAAAAAGAAGCCAGAACCCAUUUUCCCCCUCACAUCUAUGCCUCUUGAAAAGACCCAAAAAAUAAAAAGGGAAGAAAAAACAUUGUUAAAGGAAAAAGCAAGUGUUCUUGUGAACGAGAGCUCUACCUACUGCAAAACCAGCCCCAUGUGCUGGCCGAUAUCGAUGAGUUUUAUCAUCUGCGUUUACUGUUACCAACUCAAGAUGCUGAGUGACUUCAUCACUUGGGGGAGGGGUUAAUCAAAGAGGCGUGGUAUAUGAAAGGACCCAGUGCAGGUGAGGAGGCGGGUGGGUGUGGCACACCGAAACCCCACCCACAAACUGCUACAUGGUCCUGACAAGGAAAAGGCCGUGGAAAAAGAACGAAACGGCAGAUGAGGAUGGGACGGAAAGACUAUUACCUCUUCAGAAUGUCUUCAAUUGAUUACUUCUUUUCGAACAUUUGGAGCUUGGUUAUUCUGUUGCAUUUGCUCAGCUUUCUUUGAUAUUUUUGGACUAAAAUCUGAUGGAAACUUGCAUGAUUGAUUUAAAAAAAAUAUAUAUAUAAAUAUAUAUAAAUAUAUAUAUCAGACAGAAGAUUUACUGUGGGAAGGGGGGUGAUAGCUCUCUUUUUUCCAUUCAGUUGGAAGUUCUUUCUCUCGUUUUCUCCCUGUUGCUCUUGCCAUGUCUACAGAUCUUUACGUGCUGAUGGAGUUUAUAGAUAGACGCUACAGCAGACCUUUCUAAAUAGCGAGACAGACCUGAGGGUUUUUUUCUAUGUUAUAUCCAUCUGAGGAUCCCAGAUGAUGUUCUGCACUGUUUAUUAUUACUUUGGAUUGCACUAAAACGAGCCUGAAUGGUGAAAUCUCCCUCAUUACGGCUCUGUCGGCCAUGGCUGCGAACAGAGAGAGAAACGGGGUGAGAGACAUUUUCCUUUCUAAAGGCUUCAUUUGCUAUUGUCAAUAACAAUAGUCUUUUAAUGAUGAAAACUAUCUUAAUGCAAUUGAUGAAGAUAACGGUGAUGCUGAUGAAGAUAGAGGUGAUCAUGUGACUGUUGUCUUGUUUUCGCGAAUUUUGUCUGUUGUGGCCAUCUUGUUUCGAACCUUAUUUUCGGUUCCGUUCACCACAAAUUGGAGUCUAUAAGGAUGCGCUCCUGAUAGCAUCCUGAAGUUUACGUACUUGUGACCUCAGCUGAGUAGAAUAUUCCUAUCUGUAGUGAAUCGUUUGGGUCAGAGCUCAAGAAUGUUUUAAAAGAGAGAGUUGGGGCAUUCAGGAUACCCUCGGGCAGUUUUUGUGUCAGAGUUUUUCAGACAAAUUCAGGGUCCAUUCCAUAUUUAUUUCUUGACAGAAAAAGAUGGUCACACAACAGUGUGAUCUGAUGAAACCGUUUUAUAGAGGGUCAGUUUUUAACCCCUUGAAUUAUUUCACAGCUAAUGUAGACUUAAUGCAAGUUAGUAUUUUGGGUGAUGAAUGUUGUUGUUUACUCUUUGUCCAUGUUGUGGUGCUGUUGCGCAGCUUAAACCAGGCUAGACUAUGGACAAACAAUCCCUUAUGAAAAUACGGUCGCCAGAGGGCACUUAAAGAACUUUAGAUUUUGCAGAACUGUCCCCCGAUAGGUGACAAAGCAGGUUUUUUUUCCGACAGGAGUUUUUUGAGAGUUUUGACCUGGGUAGUCUUUGAUGACGUAACUGGAAACAAUUCUUCCACCCUGCCUUCCUGUUCCCUGCCACGGGCAGCUUGUUAUGUCUUUGGCUGCCUGCUCAAUCUGAGACCCCCCUCCUUCUGCUCAGGAUACAAUGAUACAGCCAAACAUAUAUCUCACAGGGGUGUAGAGGUGCCUCCCCUACUGUCACUGAACCCGUCCAGCUGACCCCCACCUAUCGGACCAUCUCAAAACAUCAGAAAAGUCAAAUGUUUAUGAAAUCCCUGCAUUCCAACAGGCUUUCCCCUCCAGACAAUUUUAUUCUCCUAAAUCCUUCAAAAAAACAAAAAAAUAUUUGUUGAGAUGCGUUACGAAUAUAUAUCUAUAAAACGAUAGUGGGUAGCAUAUCUUUGACUUUUGAUUGCAGACUUGGUGUUUAGCAAAUCGCAGAGUGUUUUUGAAAUUCUAAAGGAGACGUGUGAGAUCUUUUUCUCAUUAGAAAAAGACUAAAAGUCUCAAUUUUCUCUCUAGGAGUAAGUAUUGAGAUGUUAAAGAGAUCUCAUUUCUGAUCUUUCUUUAUGGGAAAGAUGCAAAAAAUGGCAUACAUUAUGAAGCCGAAAAGGAUUCAAUAGGUUUUCAACAUAAGCACUCACUUAUUUCAGAAUAGCUCAUCACAUUCGUCUAAUCUUGAAGUCAGUUGGGCGGUUCUGUAUUUUCUCAAUUUUCUUAUCUUCAUUCUGUCCCAGAGUCAUGGAAUCCACAGUACUUGUUUUCCUAAAAAAUACAAAUAGUGUCAUUUCAUGUGAUCCCUUCUCCUUUCCAACCCAUAUUCAAGACUUUUAGGGAGGAAACCACUGUUUUCUGGGUGUUUGUUGAUGUUUGGCCCACAUUUAUCUACAGCUGGCCCCCAGUUAGCCCCUGGUUUGAUGGCCAUGGGUCUAGAUGAACCUGCAGAGCCACAGUGCCUUCUGUUCUAGUGUCGCACACUAACCCUUCCCCUGCCUCUCUUCCCUCUCCCCUCUAUCUCUCUCUUAAUGUGAUGGACUCACACUACGCCUUAACAAGUCCCCAUGUCUGCGCUGUCUGCUGGGCUUUUUAAAGACAGGGAGGCACGGUUAUAUGCUGAGUUACUCUGAGAGUAAUUAAGGGAAAUGACAACCAAGUUCUGUCAGGGUGUCCAUCUAGGAUCUCUGUCUCUCUUAGCAAUGCUUCCUCAAGUGGAUGGCAGCCAUUUUUUGAUUUGUCUCACCCUGCUCGUUCAUAGAGUUGCAUCGAACAUCGGAGGGAUUGUUCUACUUCUCAGGUCUUUAGCAAAAGGACAGAAAGGCUUGUUUUUGUCAGGCAUGAAUGUUAGCUAGACCUUUUGCAUGGUUAAUAAUUAUAUGCCCAUUUAGAAGUUCUCUUGGUCUUGUAUUUCUUUGCCGAAAACACUUGAAAUGCAGGAAAUUUGCUCCAUUUUAGCUCAAGAUGUGGAUUGAUAGAUUAUUAAUUCAAUUAGAUUUUUAUUCAGAGAUAGCAGAAGGUUGUGGUUUUUUAUGGAACAGUUCACCCAAAGAAAGAGAAUUCUGUCAUCAUUUACUCACCUUCAUCUCAUUCCAAACCAUUUACAAACUUUCUUCUUUAGAACAGAAAAAGAGAGAUGUUCAAGGAUUACUGUUGCUUUUUUUCAGAGCAGUUAAAAUGAGUAAGAAUGGAGGCUUUUAAACUUCAAAAAGGUAACAAAAGUUCCAUAUAAGUAGUCAAUGUGAAUAUAUUCCAAGUUUUAUAAAUCAUACAAAAUGUUUGUGUGAAAAACGGACUGAAAUACAAGUUAUUAACUAAAGAUUUUAGAAAUUGGUUGAACCGAUUGACAGAACCUGUCAGAAUGAUUCAUUAACAAAUUAGAAAGAUCCUAGAAAGGCUUAAAUUUGGCAUUAGGAGUAAAUUGCAAUUACUUUUUAUUUUCUAUUGUGAUGCAUAUGCAAAUAAAACAUAUUGAAGUGAAAAAAAAAAAUGCAUGUUUUUCCAAUCAAGAAUUGAUUGGGCACAUGAAUUAAAAAAUGAUGUGCAUGGAUAAAUCAUUUAUUAUAAACAUGGCAGUAUUCCAUUCAUUCAUGGGGAGUUUAAAUAUAGCACAGAAGUAGAUUCAAAAUUUAACACACAAGAAAUGAAGUCAUCUUGCUUUAGAUAAAAUGAGGGUGAAUGAUAUCAAGAAUUUUCUUUGUUUGGGUGCACUGUCCCUUUAAGAGUUUACAAAUAUAAUUAUGACCGGUGCAUCUUUCUUUGGCUCUGCUUGUUCAUCAGUUUAGUUUUGACCCUCUUUUGCUCUCAGUGUCAAUGCCUUUAUUGCUUUGUUUUCAACUCGCAUCUUCAUUUUCUGUCCCAACCGAAGCCAUUUUCAGUUUUCAACACACAAGAGAAUCAUCUUAGAUACACAACACACUUGCAUUUGAGCAUGUGUUGUUUGUUUCGUAUCGUCCUUGUAGAACAAAGCUGUAUUUUCUUUCUGUUUCAUACAAAAUAAGGGCUUUCCUUCAAUGGUUGAGUGCUGCCAAAACAAGUAACCCUCUAUGUAGCUACACCACUUCCUGUGGUCUCCCUUUGUACAGAACAGAACUACAUGUGUGUGCAUGCUAACGUGUGGGGGAACUGGAGAAAAGGGAGGGGGUGAUGGGUAAUGUAGUUUUUCUUCCCUGUAUGUAUGAGAGAAAGAACUUGAGGCACAGCUGUGGCCAGCACAGGCAAUGUGCAUGCCAAAAAACAAAACAUCUUGUCAAAUGAUAUUGUGCACCUUGGGUAAUUUAGUGCUGGGUUUGCCAAUGCAUUUAUGCUCAGCAUUUACCAUGGCAUACUUCAUUAUCACCCUCAUCUGGUCCAAAUCCAAGAUCGGAUAUGAAUCCAUCACCACUAUUCCAGAAGAUCGGAGGGUUGGGUUCAUCCAUGUGACAGUGGGACAGUCGUCUGCGAGUGUGUGCGCGUGUGUCUGCGAGCUAAUUUGAAGGCAAUUCGUUUUAUAGUGCCUUAAAUGAACAGUUUCCCAUCAACCGUAGAUGCGAAGCCAUCGCGAAAGCGAAGAGGGUCAUCAUGUUUGUACCUCGACUGUCUAUCCAUGUCUAUCUAACUUGUUUUGUUGGGUCUAUCAAUCUCUUUCUCUUCUGUAACUCUUGUAUAUCUCAUUCAUAAACUUCCUGCAACAGUCUGUGUUCAUCCUCUUUCUUCAACAUCGUCAUUUUCCUAUGUUUCAUUUCCUCUCAUUCUUUAUGCAUGUCAUGGUCUCUUUAUUCAAGUAGAAUCUAUAUUGAGAUUAUAUUGAUAACUAAUACGUAAGAAAUCAUAUUUUCAUAUAAAUGUAUGAAUUGUAACAUUAAAACAUAGAUCAUAAUUAUACACAAUUAAAGGAGUAGUUCACACAAAAGUGAAGAAUGUAAAUUUUUUUGAAGGAUUCAAUAUUUUUAGUCUGUACAAUGAACGUCAGUGGGGGUACAAGAUGUUGUUUUUCUCUUAAAAUAUCUUAUUUUGUGUUCUGCAAAUUAAAGAAAAUCACUGAGAGAGUAAUCAAUUACAUAAUUUUCCUUUUUAAGUGCACCAAUGCCAGAAUAGAUGCUUUGCUCUCAAAAAAAUGUAAUAAAAAAAUAUAGCAUUAAAUCAGAGAAAUGAACAGAUUUCUUUUUUAUGGGAAAUGAAUGUUGCGGUUCUCUAAUAGUAAGCAGAUCACAAGACAGGAAGUGUGUUUUUUGCCCGGUCAGCAGGAGUGCUCGUGUGUGUUGAAGCGUGUGGUGUGAAUGUGCGAGUGUGAGGGGAAGUUCCUGUGAGCGCACAGCCACUGUCACCGUGACACCCACAGACCCGUCCCAUCUCUCAUUAAUCACCCAUAUCCCACCCGCCAUCCAUAUUACUAUUGACCUGAACCAUUUAGAAGCAAAAGAGGAAGUUUAAAAAGAAAAAAAAGGCCAUGAUAAAGAGAGGUAUUUAAUUACUGAUUUGCAUGUGCAAUGUGCAUGCCACUAUGUGGGUUAACAAGUCAACUUCAGGAAUUAUACAAUUUAAAAAGAAAUAUACAGAAAAAGAGUAUAUAUAUGUAUAAAUAUAUAAAUAUAGUUAGAUGUUUUUAUGAGCAAUGUGUUCCUUUUUUCUUCUAUUUUAAAAAAUGAAAAAGACAAAAAAGGGAAAAAAAUAAAAUAAUACAAGAGACAUGAUAAAACUCAAAGAAUGUUUGUUUGUUUCUAUUGCCAACUGUUCUCUGAGAAUUGUAGGUAAGGUGAGCACACAACAUGCUGUGGAAAUGAGUUAAAAAAGAAAAAAAAGUGAAAAGAUACCCAGUGACUCUCAGUAUGACAGACUGCACAUCACUCUGAUUUAAGAAGAAAUCAAAAACCCUUUUGCUGAUGUUGAGCUGUGAAAGAGGCUGCCUGAAACUGGUGAUGUUACACAUUUAUUCUGGCUAUGAAAAAUCCCCCUUUUUCUCUCUCUUCCUCUGUCUCUCUGUCUCUCUGCUAUUUCUACCAGUGCAUUUUGUAAUUCCGAACAGAACUCUUCCUAAAGAACCUGAAUAAAAACCAGAGAGAAUGCAUUCUAAA